AUGCGUAAUGCAUUCCUUUUUCCAGGCAUUGCCCUCUUGCAACAUGUCGCUGCGCAUGGCCGGAUCACGAAUGUAACAACAUCCAGUGGCACCGUGUACCCAGGAUGGGACCCAGAGUACGCUCAGAGUGCCCAACCAUUACCUCUUCUGGCAUCUUGGUCUGCCUCAAAUCUCGGGAACAACUAUAUUUCGCCAUCGGCUUUCAACAGUACAAACAUAGCAUGCCACUUCAACUCCAAACCCGGCGCACUGCACGUGAACGCCACCGCCGGCGAGAAACUGACGAUGCAAUGGAACGAAUGGCCGACAAGUCACAAAGGGCCGGUUUUGGACUACCUCGCUCGCUGCGAUGGCGGCGAUUGCAGCACUGCGGAUAAAGAAAAGUUGGAGUGGGUCAAGAUUGGGCAGUUGGGCUGGCUGAAUUCUUCCGGCUGGGUGGAGCUGGGCGGCACUUGGACGAGCGACGUCCUGAUUGCGAAUAAGUUUCAGUGGACGGUCAAGAUACCGAAAGCACUCGAGCCGGGCAGUUAUGUGUUGAGGCAUGAGAUUAUUGCGCUACAUGUCGCGGAGAAGAAGUAUGGUGCGCAGGCGUAUCCUCAGUGUGUCAAUUUGAGGGUAUCGGGAGGGUCAACUUUGGCCGGCGAGCAAACGAAAAGAUUAGACGGUGGAAAUGUUGGCCGCGAACUAUAUAAAGUUGAGGAUAAAGGAAUACUUGUGGACAUUCACCGCAAGAUAGACGGCUACGAUAUCCCAGGGCCCAAGCUAUGGAACGGGUCGGACGUCAUAACACAACCAAACCAGUAA
This is a messenger RNA of Aaosphaeria arxii CBS 175.79, 804 nucleotides long. RefSeq names its product lytic polysaccharide monooxygenase. Lineage: Eukaryota; Fungi; Ascomycota; Dothideomycetes; Pleosporales. The coding region runs from base 1 to 804 and encodes 267 amino acids. The transcript has a single exon. The record is from RefSeq and is a predicted model, not a curated record.